Molecule: messenger RNA, 3978 nt
Organism: Anopheles bellator
Lineage: Eukaryota; Metazoa; Arthropoda; Insecta; Diptera; Culicidae
Product: ABC transporter G family member 2-like
Exons: 12
Coding region: 10-3978 (1322 amino acids)
Cellular component (GO): plasma membrane
Molecular function (GO): ATP binding; ABC-type transporter activity; ATP hydrolysis activity
Source: RefSeq, a predicted model, not a curated record
UCGUUUGAGAUGAACAGCACGCCACCGGAUCUGCGGGCCACCGGAUCUUCGGCAGAGAAGCUGACGAUGGCCGAAGGGAUCGCCAACAGUGCGCUGGACAGCCAGCGGCUCGCGAAAGUGAAACUAAAACACCUCCACAUCCCAGAACCGCUGCCCUUGGUGGCCACCAACGGUGAAGGAUCUACGGCCAGUUCGCUGGUGGCGGCGCGAAUUUUCAAACCGGUCACGCUCGGCUUCAAAAACCUGUCGUUCUCGGUCCGCAAUGGAAUAUUUAAGAAAGGUCGAGACAUACUCAAAGAUAUCAGCGGAGAGUUCCGGGCCGGCGAACUGACAGCCAUCAUGGGGCCGUCUGGCGCGGGCAAAAGUACAUUGCUGGAUAUUUUGGCGGGUUUCACGGAAGAUGGAUUCACAGGCGAGAUACUCGUCAACAAACAGGCCCGGGAUCUGAAGCGCUUCCGUCGGAUGUCCGCGUACAUUAUGCAGGAUCACGAUCUGCAGCCCCACCUGACGGUCCUGGAGGCGAUGCACUUCUCCGCCAAUCUCAAGAUCGGAGCCGAACUCAGUCCAGUGAGCAAGAAAAUACGGAUGAAUGAAAUACUCCGCGCCAUAGGGCUGUACGAGUCGAAAAAGACCCGCACGGGAAAGCUUUCCGGUGGGCAGAAGAAGCGACUCGCGAUCGCACUCGAGAUCGUCAACAAUCCACCGGUGAUGUUCUUCGACGAGCCCACGAGCGGCCUGGACAGUUCCACGUCGACGCAGUGCGUGGCACUGCUCAAGCAGUUGGCCCGCGAGGGUCGCACUAUCAUCUGCACCAUCCAUCAACCGUCGGCCCUGGUUUUCAACAUGUUCGACCAUCUGUACGCAGUGGCGGAAGGCGAAUGCAUUUACACCGGUGGCACCGGCCACAUCGUUUCCUUCCUGAAGGAGCUGGACAUCGUUUGCCCGGAGCAUUACAAUCCGUCUGAUUACCUGCUGGAAAUCGCCACCAACGACUAUGGACGGUUGAACGAUAAUCUUGUCGAGAAGAUGAUGAACGGCCAGAGCAACUUCUAUCGCAACCCGGAGCAGCCUUUCCCACCGUCGUUGUUGCCGAUCAAGGAGUCUCCCGGUACCACGGACGGGCCGAUGGUGCUGCUGGAGGUGCCAAUGUUUCCCGAUCGAGACACGGCCCCGCAGCCGGUCUCACCGGUGCUAGAUAAGCCAAAGAAAAUUGCCAAGAAGCUAUCGCUCAACCCGGAGAAAUGGUGUGGCCGAGACGAGGUGUACACGACCAGCUUCUGUCGGCAGUUCUCGUUGCUCCUGUUCCGCACGUUUCUGAUACUGAGCCGCGAUCGGUCGCUGAUGACGAUGCGCUUUCUGAUACACUGCCUCAUCGCUCCACUGAUCGGUCUGCUGUACUUUGGGAUCGGCAAUCAGGCGUCGCAUAUCUUCAACAAUUACAACUACGUUUUCUUCUCCAUCAUGUUUCUUAUGUUUACCGCAUUUAGCUCAAUGACCAUGGCGUUUCCACUCGAGCUUCCGAUCAUCACAAGGGAACACUUCAAUCGAUGGUACUCGCUGAGAGCGUACUACAUCGCCAUGACGGUGGCGGACAUUCCGAUACAGCUGCUCUGCACCGUUACGUACAUCGUCAUAACUUACUUUAUGACCGGUCAGCCGCUGGAAGCCUUCCGGAUCGGACUGUUUACGCUGAUCUGUCUGAUGGUGGCGUGGGUUGCACAAGGACUCGGUCUGCUCGUCGCCUCACUGUUCGACGUGAAGAACGGUGCGAUCUUUGGGCCGUUCUUCAUCUGCCCGUUCCUGAUAUUCUCCGGCUUCUUCAUCCACCUGACCGACGCCCACCCGGUGAUGCAAUGGCUGUUCCACAUCUCGUUUCUCAAGUACGCCCUUCAGGGCGCCACACUGGCGAUCUUCGGCUACGAUCGGCCCCGGAUGGAUUGCGACGAAACGUACUGUCACUUCGUGUUGCCAAAGAAGUUCCUCAAGGAAGUCGACAUGUUGCAGGCGGACUUUGUGCAGGCUGUGAUAGCGCUGAGUGUGAUCUUUUUCGUCUUCCGCGUAGCGGCAUUCUACGUGAUGCGGUACCGCAUGAAGAACAAACCUAGCAACGAAGUGGUCGUAAAUCGUGCUCAGGCCGCAUCAGGAAUGGCCGAGGAGAGCGUGGACGCGGUGGCGCUCAACAUAGCCGAUCCCAUAUUGGGCCAGCGGUUAACAUUGAGCUUCCGUAACAUUUGCUAUCGCCGCAAGGAUGGCAGACGGUGCAAGGACAUUCUCAAGAACGUGUCCGGAACGUUCCAGCCUGGCCGCCUGGUGGCGAUCCUUGGACCAUCCGGUGCAGGAAAGUCGUCACUGUUGGGCAUCAUCUCCGGAAUGAAACAAUCUGGGGUGAUCGGGACGCUCGAAGUGAACGGCACCAUCCUCGAUCGGAGAAAGUACCGGCAGCAGUGUGUCUACAUUCCGCAAGAUUUCGACCUGAUCGAGCAUCUUACCGUGCUGGAAACGAUGAGCUUUGCGGCCGACCUGAAAAUGCCCUCGCAGGCUCGGUCGGAGAUGGUGCGCAAGAAGAAGGUAAACGACAUCCUUCGCGUCCUGGGGCUGGACUCGAGCAUGCAGACGCUGGUGAGAAGUUUGUCCGGUGGCGAGAAGAAGCGCCUAUCGAUCGGCAUCGAAAUGGUGUGCAAUCCACCGAUCAUCCUGCUUGACGAGCCGACGAGCGGAUUGGACAGUGUUGCGGCGAUGCACCUUCUGCGCUACGUGAAAACGCUGUCCGAUGAGGGCCGAACCGUGGCUUGCGUGAUCCAUCAGCCGUCUUCGAGUCUGUUCGGUCUGUGCGACGAUCUGUAUCUGCUGUCCAGUGGGAGUUGUAUCUACCACGGACCGGUCGACGCAAUGGUCAGCACCUUCAGGGAGACAGGCUUCCACUGUCCGAGGUACUACAACCGAGCGGACUUUGCUCUUGAGGUGGCCUCCAAAUCUCCCAAGGAGUUGGAAUACCUGGCGCUGAGAUACAGUAAACAAGUGGCUGCGGCGCGGAAGACAUCACGGCAGGAGAUCGCUACUGAUCAGGAUUGCUUGGAUUUGGUGGUGCAGAACGUGGACACUGUCAAAGCCCGACCCGUCACGGCGGGGUUACGCUACCAAAUUCCGCAGUGGAAGCAGUUCUUCAUUCUUCUGCGCCGAUCGUUGCGAGUCACUUCGCGUGAUUUUUUUUUCGCCCAACUUCGCGUGAUCGCACACGCCGUGGUGGGCUUUCUGCUGGGUGUCGUAUUUUACCAGUGCGGAGAGGAUGCUUCGCAAGUGAUGACGAACGGCGCCAGUUUGUUCUUCUUCCAAAUGUUCAUCUUCUUCGGCAACGCCAUGCCGUGUGUUAUCACCUUUCCUCUCGAGGCGAAAGUAUUCAUCCGCGAGCGACUCAACAAUUGGUACUCGCUCGAGGCGUACUACCUUUCGAAGAUAUUCGCCGAUCUGCCACUGCAGAUCCUCUGCCCGACGCUGUUCCUGUCGAUCGCCUACAGCAUGACGGGCCAACCGCUCGAGUGGGAACGCUUUGGAAUGACCUGGCUUGUGGUCUUGCUGUUGGGGAUGUGCGCCCAAGCGAUCGGGUUGCUUUCGGGGGCGGCCUUCGACGUCCAGAUGGCGACCUUCUUCGUGCCCUGCUUCACCAUUCCAUCGCUCCUGUUUUCAGGCUUCUUCGUGAAGUCGUUCGAAAUGCCCGAAUUCCUGCAGCCGGCGGUCUACACUUCCUUCUUCCGGUACAGCUUCCAGGGCUCGCUGCAGGCGAUCUACGGGAAUAACCGGACCAACUUUCCCUGCUCGGAGAUCGUGUGCUACUUCAAUCGACCGAGCAAGUUUCUCAAAUUCAUGGACACCCCGGAGACCGGGUACUGGGACAACGUGUCCGUGCUCGGCGGGUUCAUAGUGCUGUUCCAAAUCGUUCUCUACAUUGUACUGCGCCACCGCUUGAAGAUGUACCAAUGA